Molecule: messenger RNA, 1168 nt
Organism: Paralichthys olivaceus (Japanese flounder)
Lineage: Eukaryota; Metazoa; Chordata; Actinopteri; Pleuronectiformes; Paralichthyidae
Source: RefSeq, a predicted model, not a curated record
UCCGUCGAUCAGGGACACGUGUAACGUCUCAUAUCUGAAUGUGUCUCAGGAUGAUUCGUCCGGUGCUGGUGUGUUUCUUCUUCUGCGUCGCGUUCGGCCGCAGCAAACCGGCAGAGAGGAAGAGUCGAGUUAUCCUGGAGGAUUCGCUCAGUCAACUCAAGCACGACGACAACAAAAGCUUCGAGUACGAUCACGAAGUUUUUCUGGGAGAAGAUGAAGCGAAAAACUUUGACCAGCUCCCCCCGGAGGAGAGCAUGCGCCGACUCGGCCUGAUCGUGGACAGAAUCGACGUCAACAACGACAACGUGAUCUCAGAGGACGAACUGAAGACUUGGAUCAAAACCGUCCAGAGGAACCACUCGUUCAGCGAAAUGGAGAAUCAGUGGCAACAUUACGACAAAGACCAGGACGGACUGAUCAGCUGGGACGAGUACAAACAGGCCAAGGUCAACGACGACAUCCUCGUGUCAGCAGAGUUUAACUUCAGCUCCGUGAUGCUGCGGGAGGAGCUACGCUUCAGAGCCGCCGACAGAGACGGAGAUUUAAAAGCAGACAAACAUGAGUUCAUCGCUUUUCUUCAUCCUGAAAACCACCAGCACAUGAGAGACGUCCUGGUUCAGGAAACGAUGGAUGAAAUGGACAAGAACGGAGACGGCUUCAUCGACCUGAAAGAGUUCAUGGACGACUUGCACAACCCAGACAACGAUGAGAACUUUCCCGACUGGAUGGAAACUGAACGUCAAGUGUUCGUGAAUUCAAGAGACAAAAACAAAGACGGGAAGUUGGACAAACAUGAAACCAUGGAGUGGAUUCUCGCGCCUGACUUGAGCUACGCUGACGCUGAAGCCAAACACCUGCUGACGGAGUCCGACGCCAACAAGGAUGGAAAUCUGAGCAAGAAGGAAAUUCUGAACAACCACGACAUGUUCGUUGGAAGUCAGGUGACGAACUACGGAGAAGCUCUACGACGACACGACGAGUUCUAGAUGUUUGAACAGAAAACCAGAUUUGUACUUUUUCAUGAAACUUUAUUUUACCUCAUGUUUUUCACCGGUUCAUGAAUCUGGUUUCAUUUUCUGGUGAAAUGUUUGUUGAUCACUUUGUUGUUUUUCAGGUUUAAUGUCAAAAUCUGAUGAAAACAACUUCUUUACAAUAAAGAAAGAACAUU